UAUUUGGAUUUUAAUGAUAAACUAAUUUUCACUGGGGAUGUAUUUGAGCCAAACUUGCAAAGUAAGUAGCUUUUAUUGUGAGGUUGACGCGGAUGAAAUCCGGAACGCUUCAUUGUGGCGCAUGAGCGCGCACGGAAUGUUUUGACGGUUACACAGGAGAGCUGUCAAGACAGUACCUGUACAGUAAGACCUUUAGGAUGGCCCAGGCAGACAGCAAGGUAGUUGUUCUGGGAGCAUUGGCUGGAGUGGCUGGUAUCAGUUUGGCUGUGGCAUGCUACCAGGGCUUCAGGUCAAGACGAAGAGUCUCAUGGCCGGGAUUCUACCUCAACCGCACUAAUGAACAGGGCACUGGCGUCAUGUUGGUGGAUGGUCCAGGUCUGCCCAGGGGUCAGGCUGAGGUGCUAGAGCGCCUUGAGGCCCUGAUCCAGUGCGUGUCCGAGCUGAAGGAUGAGAUGAAGGCGUUGAAGAAUGCUCUGCCGACACUGCAGAACCAAGUCAGGGAAGAAUUGAGGGGACAUGAUGAAGUGCAUCGACCCAGCCCUCUACACAGGACCACACCAACACGGAGGAAAAGAGCCGCAGGCACUAUCACAGGCACCAGAGCCGGGGGUCGGAGCUCAGAGGAGGCGGAGAGUGAGGGAGGGUAUAUGACUGCACUGACAGACUCUGAGGAAGAAGAGCAAAGUGAUGCAGAGCAGAGGGAUGAAGACCAGCCUGUGGACAUGUUAUCUGUCCUUUUUGAGAGGAUCGACUUUUUGCAUCAGGGCACUGAAUCUGACAAAAGGGAAAGUCUCAACAUCCUUCUGGAGCAGAGAGAACAGUUUGGACAGAACUCAACGUUUCUUUGGCGGCUGACCCGGGCUUACUGUGAUGUUCAUGACGUCAGCUCCACUCUGGAGGAGAAGAAAACCCAUGCAGAAACUGGGAAGAAAGUUGGUGAGGAGGCGGUGAGCCUGAACCCUACAUGUGCUGAAAGUCAUCAGUGUCAAGGAGAGAUAGUAUUUCAACUCAGAGAAGAAAGGAAAGGAUUAACAACAGCAGGAACUGGACCCUAUAGCAAAGUGCUGGAAAAAAUGUAUGCCAUCAUGUGUGGAAUUAUGGCAGAGUAUGACACAGUUCAGAACAAGAUAAAGAAUGGAUACAUCUUUAAGGAUCAUCUGGAUAAAGCCAUUGAGCUUAAGCCACAAGACCCCAUGUCCUACUACCUGCUGGGCCGCUGGUGCUACGCUGUAGCUCAGUUAUCAUGGAUUGAGAGGAAAGUUGCGACCACACUAUUUGGAGAACCUCCAAGUGCCACAGUUGAAGAUGCACUAAAGAAUUUUCUUAAGGUUGAGGAGAUCAAUCCAGGAUAUUCUAAACUCAACUAUGUGUUUCUAGCCAAGUGCUACAAAGACCUGGGGCAUAGGGAAAAAGCUGUGAAGAUGUAUGAAGCUGCAUGUUCAAUGAAUACUGUCUCAAAAGAGGUAGAAGUCAUCACUGUCAUAUUGCAAUGCUCUAUUUAUAUCCAUCUCAGAGGGUGAUUCCUUCCGCCUUUUCUCAUCUCUCUUUACAAAAUGCACUAUAAAUCAGGAAUCUCAGUACAGAUGCAGCAGUUGUUUGGGUGGCUUCCUAAUCAGUCAAAUAGCCAUAUUUUAUUGUAUUCUCAAUAAUGCUUUUUCCUCAGGAUGAAGAGGCACAAAAGGAGCUAGACUUACUCUGCCCAGCACUUGGAGUGUGACGAUGACAGCGCAGUAGCACAUUCUUUUGGAAAAUUAUUUUCUGAGCGCUCUGUGUGUGUGGGUGUGGAUAUAGUGCGUACUGAGAGGCCAUCAUGUUAAUUCACUCUGUGAGUGGAGGAAGGUGUGAUGUGGCAUUAUAUUACCAGUGGGAGCAAUAGGCUCCCUACGUCAGCACCGUCCUGUGUCCUUUUAAAUCAGACUUGUAUUCUAAUGUUGUGUUGUUAUAAAAACUUUUUUAAUAGUGGAAAACAAACUUGACAUUCCUAGUUGUACUAAAUCAAUUGGAUAAUUUGUUUUCCCUCUCUCAAAUAAUCAAGUCCAUUGCCAUCAAAAGUUUGAGAUAGAUUUUUAUUGAUUUUAAUUUUAGAGAAAUUGGAUUAAUCAUAAAUUUUAGUGAAUUCAGUGUGAUUGUUAGUAUAUACAGUAUAUCUGCUCCUGUCUGUACAGCAGUGUGUAGCAGACAUUCUCUCCGAAAUCUGAUUGCUCCGAGUUUCACUGACAACAAAGACCUGUCACUUUUUGGGAAAGUGACCCAUAGGACUUGCUGUUCCUUCCUCUUCCGUCCUGUGUUUUUUGUGUCUCCCAUCAAACAUUGAAGUAGGAAUAACAAAAGCACAUCUGACAAUGGCGCACCCAAACAAAGAUCUUGGAAUGCCGUGACCACUGGACGACCUCUUGCACUCUUCACUCUGCCGUAAUUCAGACCAGCAUAAGUGCUCACUGGCUACAUUUACAUUCAGACUUUGUAAAAUAAUUAAAUCAUGCAGGAAACACAUGUAGAUGAACAUUUUCUUUUAUGUCCUUUUUCAUGAGAUCUGAUGUACUGUGGUUUUUGACUUUGGCAUUUGUUCAUUGAAGACAUUCAUUAUUCAGUUACCUCCUGCUGUUCAGCACCUGUGACAGUAAUGUCACCCCAGUAUAACUGCAGUUUAUCAAACGAUCCAACAGGAAGACAUAAUAGAGUACUCUUAGCCCUGGGUGCAGUACGCUUUUAAUGUUUUUCCUUGACCACUGUUAUACGGAUCCGCAACAACCCUCACUGAAUCAUUCUAAUCCGAGUACACACAUACGAAUAUAUCAAAGUUUACUUACUUGACAUGAUAUGUCAUUCCUCACAUUUUUUUAAGCCCUGGUUAUCAAUUGACCUGGGGUAUUUGAUAUGCAGAAUUUGAGGCUGUAGGCCAGACGUCCUGUGGUUAAUGUGCCCUCGUGCACGUUCGCCAGAUCAUUGAAAAAUAUUUUUUUAGAAAUACAGGAACAGGUUUAACAAAGAACCCAUAAAUGAUAUCAGUUAUUUCUUAUUAAGGGGUCAUGUGAAGCACCCAAUAGGUGUUUUUGAGAAAAACCCCUUUUUGAUCCUGAGUUCCUGUUGGAACCUUUCAGUAAUGUUUUUCUUCAGGAUGGUUACCUAAAUGAUUUUCCAUAUGUUCCCUUUUGGAGCUCGGACCCCCUUACAUUUCAUUUGUCUUGUAUUGUUUUUAAUCAAAAGUCAAUUUUAUUGAGACAUCUGUUUUAUUAUGAACUUUUGCAAUGUCAAAGAUGUGGAGAGCUGUCCUAAGCACACCACUCAAACUUGGUAUGCCUACUUAAAAAAUGAUCUAAUGUUCAGUGAAGGUUCCUGUUGCAGUGCAUAUAUACAGCACCUAAUUAACCUAGUUUGGGUUAAAUUAAGGUUUCAGGCUUCAAUUAAUAUAAAAAAACAUCCUGCUAAAGUCCACAUAGUGAAACAUUUUUCAAACAUGAAGUGAAAAUAUAUAUGAUGAUAAGGCUUCAUUAGUACAAGAUGAAAGGAGAACAAACAACAUAGUUAACUGUGUUUUUUGUUUUGUUUUUUUUGUAAUCUUUGCUUCUCUCUGUGGCAAAAGGGUUGGACAGUUUAACUGGCUCUCUAGUUAAACUAUAACAAAUAAAGCAGGAAAGGCCGACCCAUUGCUUUAGCAUGAUGGGAUGGCGCAUACAAUUGCAUUCCAGGUUAAAUAAUGCCCCUAAAAUCUGCGUUAAUGGUUGGAUAUUUAAUUUUAGGUAUUCCUAACUGUUUUGUGAAUGUUUGUCCUCAAUCUUGUAAGUGUGAUGCAUUUUAAACAUGCAUAUUGUAUGAAAACUUUAGUUUUGUUUACUCUUGAGAUUUGUUUUGGAUGAUUUUUAUCAAUCUACAGUCUGGUUAACUUUAUUUCAUUUUGUGUAUUAAGGCUACCUGUAUUGUGAAAAUUACAAGAAUAUUUGUUUUUAUUUGUCAAUUAACAGAUUUUCUACCAGCACUACGAAUGUAUUUGAUUUUUUUUCAAAUGCCAAAGCAAGUAAAAUAUUUACGGUUAUAUCAAAUCUGAUCACUACAUAGAGAUUAUACUGUACAGUAUCAUAAGCAGUGUGUACUGAAUGAUUAAUGGUACUGGAGUCUAUAAUUAAAUCUGUGCAGUCCUGA
Xiphias gladius (swordfish) is the source of this 4140-nucleotide messenger RNA. Its product is annotated as regulator of microtubule dynamics protein 2. The record is from RefSeq and is a predicted model, not a curated record. Bases 198 to 1520 code for a protein of 440 amino acids. Gene Ontology annotation, cellular component: mitotic spindle pole; cytoplasm; spindle microtubule. The transcript is spliced from 12 exons. Gene Ontology annotation, molecular function: microtubule binding. NCBI's taxonomy places the organism in Eukaryota, Metazoa, Chordata, Actinopteri, Istiophoriformes, Xiphiidae.